AUGCCAGCCUCGUUGCGCAUUGAAAUAUUCCCAUCUGACCUCCAACGGAUGAUUGACUUCUAUUCCACCAUCCUCAACUUUGUCUUGAUCAAGCGCAAUGGCGACUACGCCUACCUCGGGCGCGACAACAUCUUCAUCGGCGCCAUCGAGACAGGAUCGACCGAGACGCUUGAAGAGAAGGCAAGUCACCGCCGCCCGAUGAAAGGAAUUGAGAUAGUAGUCGAAGUGGACGACUUGGAAAAGGAGAGAGACUUCAUUGUUACCCAGGGAUGGAAGCUGGACGCCGACAUCCAGUUGCAGGAUUGGGACUUGAAGGAUUUCAGAUUAACCGAUCCUGACGGGUACUACCUGAGGUUCACAACACACAGCCCGAAGCGCGAUGGGAAGGGCGCAUAG
Fonsecaea nubica is the source of this 396-nucleotide messenger RNA. RefSeq lists its product as hypothetical. The record is from RefSeq and is a predicted model, not a curated record. Bases 1 to 396 code for a protein of 131 amino acids. NCBI's taxonomy places the organism in Eukaryota, Fungi, Ascomycota, Eurotiomycetes, Chaetothyriales, Herpotrichiellaceae. The transcript has 2 exons.